AUGGGAAAAUUGGAUACUCCACUGUACAAGUUAUCUGCGGAUGAUCGGAAUCAUGUUUACGAACCGGCCGAGGACAGCUUUUUACUGCUGGAUGCACUCGAGGACGAGCUGGAAGCGAUCAAGCGCGUGCGACCGCUGCUGACGGUGGAAAUCGGCCCCGGGAGUGGCAUAAUCAUCAGUGCACUCUCCAAGGCGCUGGGAAGUGAUAACGGCUUUUACGUAGGUGUGGACUUAAAUCCACACGCCUGCAGGGUGACAGACCGAACCGCUCGGAUGAAUCCAGGUUGUCAAGUGGAAGUUGUAAAUAUGGAUCUGUUGAGUGGAUUCGGUUCCCGCAUGAUCGAUCUGUUGAUAUUUAAUCCACCUUAUGUACCUACGAGUGAAGAGCAAACGGAAACGGAACUUGAGGAGCAGAUCGAUCAGUUUACAAGCGAAGGGUAUGGCCUGGUUAAAUCUUGGGCUGGGGGGUUAGAUGGUAUGGUCGUUACCGAUAGGGUUUUGCGGGAUCUAGAUAGAUUGUUGUCACCAAAUGGCGUUUUCUAUCUGCUACUUUUGAAAGAGAAUAAGCCAGACAAAAUAAAAGCGCGAUUAGAGGCUAAUAGCUUUAGGAUGGACGUUAUUAAGGAGAGAAAAAUUAUAGGAGAACAUUUAUUUGUUGUGAAAAUCACUAGAAAGGUUAGCUAAAGAGAGCUGAUUAAUAUAAUUUUCAAUAUGUAUUUUCGUUUAUACCAUAAAAGAAUUAUUAUUUUAGCAAUGGAGUUUAAUUAUACAUGUAUAUACAUUUAAACUUACGAAAUAAACCGUAACAUAAGACGAGAAAUAUUUUCUGGACUCAGCGUCAUCCUGCGCCACUCUACUUCAAUACAGUUUGCGAAUAUUUCGCCCUGCUUUCAUUCUAUACACCGUCCGCGUCCUGUACAACAUAUCUUUUUUCUUCGUUUUCAUAAAUAUACAAAUAAUU
Sabethes cyaneus is the source of this 961-nucleotide messenger RNA. RefSeq lists its product as uncharacterized. Bases 1 to 684 code for a protein of 227 amino acids. The record is from RefSeq and is a predicted model, not a curated record. The transcript has a single exon. Gene Ontology annotation, cellular component: eRF1 methyltransferase complex. Lineage: Eukaryota; Metazoa; Arthropoda; Insecta; Diptera; Culicidae. Gene Ontology annotation, molecular function: nucleic acid binding; S-adenosylmethionine-dependent methyltransferase activity; protein methyltransferase activity. Gene Ontology annotation, biological process: methylation.